This is a messenger RNA of Morone saxatilis (striped sea-bass), 620 nucleotides long. Its product is annotated as perforin-1-like. NCBI's taxonomy places the organism in Eukaryota, Metazoa, Chordata, Actinopteri, Moronidae. The record is from RefSeq and is a predicted model, not a curated record. The transcript has 2 exons. Bases 60 to 446 code for a protein of 128 amino acids.
GCAGCGGCAGAUAGCGAGGUGAGACUAAAGAUAUCAAGACUACAGCGUCCUGUGAAGCCAUGGCCUCCAGUCUUCCUCUCCUCCUGCUGUUCCUGUGCAGUCUGAGUGUGGCUCAGUCCCAGCUGAAGUUGUUUAGCCUGCGGGCCGCAGAUCUUCCCUCUGACAUCUUGGGAAUCUCAGACGGCUACGUGAAGGUGUUCUGUGGCUCAGCCUCUCUGGGUAAAACGUCCAUCCGUCACAAUGAGGCCAACCCCUGGUGGGAGGAGCAGUUUGCCUACUUCAAGGCUCAAGAGAAUGACAUUCUGAGGCUCGAGGUUCACGACAGUGACCUAGUCUUCGAUGACCUGCUGGGAGUCUGCCAGCGACAGAUCAAGCUGGGAACCCAUGAGCACGAAUGCUUCCUGGAGAAAGGCGGCACUCUCCAUUAUACCUACACCCUCGGCUGAGAGUCAUUAGCCAAGCUCUGAGUGCUUAGCUUCUCUGUCCCAAAUCUGUAAUUCAUCCUGUAGGAUUAAACCAGAAAAAUUGUCAUUCAAACUCAUUAACUUAAUCAAUAAAUAUUUUUCAUUUGCUAUUUUACCCUGUUACCAAAGGUUGUCAAUAAAAUAUAAACUGCAACA